This is a messenger RNA of Syngnathus typhle (broad-nosed pipefish), 2709 nucleotides long. It is a transcript of the gene ift88, whose product is annotated as intraflagellar transport 88 homolog. Lineage: Eukaryota; Metazoa; Chordata; Actinopteri; Syngnathiformes; Syngnathidae. The transcript is spliced from 24 exons. The record is from RefSeq and is a predicted model, not a curated record. Gene Ontology annotation, cellular component: ciliary basal body; non-motile cilium; centriole. Gene Ontology annotation, molecular function: kinesin binding. Bases 112 to 2586 code for a protein of 824 amino acids. Gene Ontology annotation, biological process: inner ear receptor cell stereocilium organization; kidney development; intraciliary transport.
UUAGCCCCACUCAUGCCGCGUUGCACUCUGGGAUUGACAACAAACCCCCUUUUAUCAAUUAUAUUAAUUUUUCCCCAUACCGACUAGCGUUUCAAUCUUUCGGAGGCCAAAAUGGAAAAUGUACAUCUGGCGGGAGAAGAAGACGAUAUUUAUUCGGGAUACAACGACUACAACCCAACAUUUGACACUGAGGAGCUGGAUAAUGACGUGGGCUUCCAAGAGGCGGUUAGAACCAGUCAUGGAAGACGACCCCCGAUGACUGCUAAAGUUCCUGGCACUGCCGCAGGAGGGCGCCCUUUACCUUCAUCCUUUGGGGCUCGGAUGGCCAUGACCUCCUCAAUCGGUCGACCCAUGACUGGAACUGUGCUGGAUGGAGCAUCUCGGCCCAUGUCAGCGGUCAGAGCAGCUGGUUUCACCUCAUCGCAAACACGUGGGUCAGCCUUUGACCCUCUUGGCCAGUCUAGAGGCUCUGCGCCCGCACUGGAGAAAAAGAAAGAGGAUUUGCCCGAGGAGAAAAUCAAGCUCUUGGAGAAGAAAGUGAAUGAAUUGAUCACUGAGAGCUGCAUGGCCCAAAGCAUGGGCAACUCACAAUUGGCUCUUGAGAAGGCCAAAGAGGCCGAGAGGAAGGAGCGAGUUUUAGUGAGACAGAGGGAGCAGCAGUCUGACAGUGCCGAACAAAUCAACAUCGAUCUCACCUACGCUGUUCUGCUCAACCUGGCUAACCAAUAUGAAAACAAUGAGAUGUAUCCAGAAGCCCUGAGCAGCUACCAAGUCAUUGUCAAGAACAAGAUGUUCACUAACGCAGGGCGUCUGAAGGUGAACAUGGCCAACAUUUGGGUGAAGCAGAAGAACUACCCCAAGGCCAUCAAGCUGUACCGCAUGGCGCUGGACCACAUCUCGGACGACUACAAAGAGAUGAGAAUCAAGAUCAUGCAGAACAUCGGCACCGUCUUUGUGCUGCUGGGCCAGUACUCGGACGCCGUGGCGUCCUUUGAGCAUAUCAUGAGCAAGAGCGCCAACGUCAGGACCGCCUACAACCUGGUCCUCUGCUAUUACGCCAUCCGCGACGCCGACGGCAUGAGGAACGCCUUCCACAAGCUCCUCGCCGUCCCCCUCCGUGUGCAGCACGAAGACAAGUACAUCGCAGCUACGGAUGACAUCAGCUCUAACAUGUUGAUGGAGGCCAUCAAGAAUGACAAUCUACACCAAAUGGAGAGAGACCUGAAAGCUCGUGCUGAGAAGUAUGUGAUGACGGCCGCCAAGCUCAUCGCUCCGGCCAUUGAGUCCUCCUUUGCCGCCGGAUUUGACUGGUGUGUGGAGAUGGUGAAGAGCUCUCAGUACGUGGAGCUGGCCAACGACUUGGAGAUCAACAAAGCCAUCACCUACCUCAGGCAGAAGGACUUCAACCAGGCAGUGGCCAUACUAAAGACGUUUGAGAAGAAGGACAGCAGAGUGAAAAGCGCCGCCUCCACCAACCUGUCUGCUCUCUUUUUUUUGGAGAAAGACUACGAACAGGCCGAGCGCUACGCCGACCUGGCCAUGAUUGCUGACCGCUACAACCCCGGCGCUCUGGUCAACAAAGGCAACACGGAGUUCGUCAAGCAGGACUACGCCAAGGCGGCAGAGUUCUUCAAAGAGGCGCUGAGGAACGACUCCUCCUGCACCGAGGCCCUCCGCAACCUGGGUCUCACGUACAAGAAGCUGAAUCGUCUGGAGGAUGCGCUGGACUGCUUCUUGAAGCUUCACACCAUCCUCAGGGACAGCGCAGAGGUCAUGUAUCAGCUGGCUGACACCUACGAGCUCCUGGAGGACCCCCACCAGGCGGUGGAGUGGCUGAUGCAGGUGAUCAGCGUGGUCCCCAACGACCCCAAGGCUCUGGCCAAGCUGGGCGAUCUGCACGACCUGGAGGGGGACAAGUCGCAGGCCUUGCAUUACUACUGCGAGUCCUUCAGGCUGUUCCCCUGCAACAUGGAGGUGAUCGAGUGGCUGGCGGCCUAUUAUGUGCAGACGCAGCUCUACGAGAAGGCCAUCCACUACUUUGACCGAGCCAUCCUUGUGCAGCCGACCGAAGUGAGGUGGCAACUCAUGGUGGCCAGCUGCUACAGGAGAAGUGGAAAUUACCAGAGAGCUCUGGACACAUACAAAGAAAUCCACCGCAAGUUCCCUGAAAAUGUGGAAUGUCUGCGCUUCCUGCUGAGGCUGAGUCAGGACAUGGGCCUGCUGCAAGAGGUCGACGACUACACCAGCAAGCUGAAGAAAGCCGAGAAGAUGAAAGAGCUCAGAGAGCAGAGGGUGAAGUCGGCGCGAGAGGGGAGUGCCCGAGGUCGGAGAGAGGGAAGUGGCGGAAGUGCUGACAGCGGCCGCAGCAGCAGCAACGGCAACAAAGGCGAGCGUCUGGGCGCCCAGGUGAUGUCCCUCCCUGCUUCCGGCGACCCUUACGAGAGCAGCAGCCCCAAACAACUUGAUGCCUCCUAUGUGGACCCGCUGGGGCCCCCGAUGGAGCGACCCAAGACAGGGGCCAAGCUACGGCCGGAUGACGACGACUUUGCUGAUGACGACCUUGAAGAUGAGUUGCUCCCUGAGUAGCUUUGUCACAUAUUUUAAAUAUUCAUAUCAACAACCGGUUUCAGCUCAAAAUCAAUAAUUAAUGGAUAAAUUCAUUAUUAGAGUUGAUUGUAUAAAUAAUAUAGAUUAUUUUCUUAUUGAAAA